Phycomyces blakesleeanus NRRL 1555(-) is the source of this 1814-nucleotide messenger RNA. RefSeq lists its product as hypothetical. NCBI's taxonomy places the organism in Eukaryota, Fungi, Mucoromycota, Mucoromycetes, Mucorales, Phycomycetaceae. The record is from RefSeq and is a predicted model, not a curated record. The transcript has 3 exons. Bases 315 to 1703 code for a protein of 462 amino acids.
AGGUACUAACGGAUUAAAAGUCAAGAUACGACAGUAAUCUGUAGACUGGUAACGAGACCUAUUUUACACCCCUGAUAAUCAAUGUACUUUAUUAAAAUGCGGAGCAACCUGCCUAACUUGAGUAAACAAAAGUAUACGACCCUUCAGAAAGAAAAAGCCAGAUCUACUACUUCAUCAUUGUUCGUGUUCGUCAAGUGUUGGAUUACAGUUUUUUUUCUCCCUUCAAUACGAUUGAACGUCACCUUACUGAGUUUUUAAAAUAAAACAUAUAAAGAACAAAUUCGCAUAAUCCAUCUUGUUAAGGAAUUUAAACAAUGAGGUUUCAUCUAAGCGAGAUUAACAAGAUUGAAAAGGGGAUAUUGCAACGCCAGUUUGAAGCCUCACCAUUUGCGAAAGGAUAUACUACAAAGACAAACCCUACGAUUCUCAAAAUCUUCGACUUUGAUUCAACCUUAUUUCUAUCACCAUUACUCAGCUCUAAUAUUUGGCACAAAUCAUUAAUCAAUGCCGUCAUCAAAGAAAAUCUUCUGGGUCCUGGCUGGUGGAGAGAUUACAGAAGUCUUGAAUUAGGUCCAUUCGAUCAACUUGAGGAAAAGGCAUGGGAUGGAUAUUGGAAUGAAGAUGUAGUAUCCGAGGCGCGAAAAGCUAUAGCAGACCCUAAUUCCCUGACAGUCAUGCUGACCGGACGGCGGUACCAUCCAUUUUACAGCAUCGUAUACCCAAUUCUUAAAAGCAAAGGUCUCUUCUUUGAUGCUAUUGGUCUUCGACCUGAUCCUGAAGAUAAAGAGCCCGACAACUCAGGGCUAAUGUACAACGUAAUGCCAAAUGUAUUUCAAACAACGAUGUCUUUCAAGUCCUCUUUUAUCGUCAACCUCCUGGCAAAUGUACCGUCGCUCCAGAACAUUAUUAUGUGGGAUGACCGAGCUGCACAUAUCAUUGCAUUCUCUAAAUAUCUUGAAGACAUGACAAAGGAAGAUAUUAUCGUAGGUGGAGAAAUGAUCCCUGUUAAGGCUGUCAGACCAAAGUAUAAUCCAGAAUGGGAAUAUGCCGUGGUCAACAAUAUCAUCGAUUCCCACAACAAGUCCAUCGAGAGAUACUUUCAACAUAAAAGCGAGAAUCCCGACAUAAAUUAUACCGAAAGUGAGGAGGUUUGGGAGCAGUCAACAAUUGUUAACAAUGGAUCCCUGGCAACAUGGAAAGACCAAUACAAGAUAGCUCCAAUCAAGACAUCCAUUGUUGUAAAUCUUGAAAAGGACGCGGUGGGUGUGCUCAAGAAUUGCUUUGAGCUUUUUUAUGAAAAGGAGAUUACCCAAGGGAGAAAAGUGGCACAGUGGGAGAUGGUUGGUGGAGAGGGAAAUAUCUACUUUGGAGUCCAUGUUUUUUUGGGUCAAUGUUCAUUUGAUGAAGACAUUCCUUUUGGUGGCCUGGGAUCUUCUGUGGAUGUUAAGGUUAUUAGCCGCUCGCAAGGAUGCCCUGAUCACGGAAUGCUCUUGAAAGUAUUGCUUAAAGCAAGUCAAGAUGAAGAAUAUGGGCCAGAGGAGUAUAUUUUGCCACUUUGGCACAAACCUUCCAAGUAUUUGUCACUAAAUGAAGCGAAUUAUAUGUGGUGUGAAUUGGAGGUAGAGCACCAGUUGGUUUUAUGCGGAGAAAUGCAAUAUGGCUAUUUGCUUGGAGUAGAAACAUUACCUAGACCUGACCAAUAGAUACAGAUACACAUGAACUAGUAUUAGAGUAUAAAAAUGAUAAAUGUGGUUUUAACAUUGUAUGAAUAAAUUGCUUUCUAGAGGUUUUUAUUAUUUAUUUAUUUAUACUAU